GGUCAUUUAACUACUACCGCUUCCGGCCGAUGCAUCCGCCCGCCGUGUCUCCGAAUGCUGUCCUCCACACUCGCGAUUUCGACACAGGGACCUGGCGAUAGAUAGAUAGAUAGAUAGAUAGAUUAGAGGAGGUCGCAAGCACGGGAGGAGAAGGGAGCAACGAAGUCGGCGGCGGGCGAUGCGUCUCCCGCGGCGGCGCCACCACCCCCUCCGAUGCCCGAUCCCGGCGGCCUCUGCCGUCUCCUUCCUCUCCACCGCCGUUGCGGUCCUCCUCCUCGCUCUCGCCCUCCUCUCCUACCUCGCCCCUCCGCCCUUCCUCGACCACCCUUCCGUCUCCGGCCACCGACUACGCCACUCGGAUCCCUCCCCGGUUCGCAAGCCCAAGAUUUCUCGUGAUGCAGCAGUACGGAGGGAUGCUACCACCGGCGAAUCCUUUCGUGUUCCGGUUCGUCAUGGCGGAGGGAGCUCUAAGAACGAUCUCUGGGGUUCGAAGCUGUCCAAGAACUACGUCGGAUGUAGCAACGCCAGCAUUAAGUUUCCAGCAGCUGAAGCUGUCAUUCGUCGAGAUAGGUAUUUGAUGAUUGGAACUAGUGGAGGCUUAAAUCAACAGAGAACAGGGAUAACAGAUGCUGUGGUUGCAGCUAGGAUUCUUAAUGCCACCCUUGUUGUUCCGAAGCUGGACCAGAGAUCUUUCUGGAAGGAUGCCAGCAAUUUCGGCGACAUUUUUGAUGUUAACUGGUUCAUCUCAUUUCUAUCAAAAGAUGUUAAAAUUAUAAAAGAACUCCCAAAAAAGGGAGGGAAGCCUUUCAGGGGUCCAUACACUAUGCGUGUUCCGCGGAAGUGUACUCCAAGAUGUUACCAAAACCGGGUCUUACCUGUUCUUCUGAAGAAGCAUGUUGUUCAGCUGACAAAGUUCGAUUACAGGCUUGCCAACAAGUUGGAAACUGAUUUGCAGAAGCUGAGAUGUAGAGUUAAUUAUCAUGCUCUGAAAUUUACUCACCCAAUACAAGACAUGGGUGACAAGUUGAUUCAUCGAAUGAAGGAAAAAGGCAAGCAUUUCAUUGCCCUCCAUCUAAGAUAUGAACCAGAUAUGCUUGCCUUCUCAGGAUGCUAUUACGGUGGAGGGGAGAAGGAAAGGAAAGAACUUGGUGCAAUACGCAAGAGGUGGAAAACUUUACAUAUAAGUAACCCUGACAAGGCACGGAGGCAAGGAAGAUGCCCACUAACACCUGAAGAGGUAGGACUCAUGCUGAGGGCAUUGGGCUAUGGAAGUGAUGUUCACAUAUAUGUUGCGUCUGGUGAAAUAUAUGGUGGUGAUGAAUCAUUGGCACCUCUGAAAGCACUCUUUCCCAAUUUUCAUUCCAAAGAGACGUUAGCCAGCAAGGAGGAAUUGGAACCAUUCUCCUUAUUCUCAUCACGCAUGGCUGCUCUUGAUUUUAUUGUAUGUGAUGGAAGUGAUGCAUUUGUGGCAAACAACAAUGGUAACAUGGCUCGCAUGCUGACUGGUCGAAGGAGAUACUUUGGGCACAAGCGGACCCUAAGACCAAAUGCUAAGAAGCUGUACUCAUUGUUUCUAAACCGUGCAAACAUGACUUGGGAGCAAUUUUCUUUGAAGGUGUACAGUUAUCAGAGAGGAUUUCUGGGGGAGCCAAAAGAGGUUAGACCAGGUAGAGGUGAAUUUCAUGAAAAUCCAUCAGCUUGCAUAUGUGAGACCACUAAGGCAAUGAGAGGUAAACAUUCCGGUUCACUAAGUCAGACCAAUGGUGAUGAUCAACAUCGAAAAAGCAAUAGAGGCCACAGUAUCAGCGAGCCUACAUACGAUCACACUGAUGAGGAGCCGGACUGGUCUGACAUGGACUAUGGAGAGUAUACACCAUUUAGUAAAAGUUUGUCUAAUAGUACGGACAUGGACUAUAAUCCAUUCACAAGGCCAGAGGAUUCAGAGCUUGAGGAUUUUCUCUCAGAUUAAGAAGAUGAUCUGAUUUUCUGUCCACUGAGCAGUUUAUAAUGCUUAACCAAUUCUUUCAUCAAAUUCUUUUAUUUGGGCCAUUGAAUCGGGUUUCCUAUGAGAGAACUUGUAACUUGUUCUCUGUUGCACCUUGUGUAUACUCUUCUAUGAUGGGACGAUGGUGUCUUCCUUUUCUAGUAUAUUCUGGUAAACCAUGUUGAUAGGGUCUUUUGUUUCUUUGCAAGUACGAUCCACCUUGCCGAAUUAUAGUUUUCGUAUUUCAUCAUGCGGCAACCUGUUGUCGACUUCGAAAUUUUGUUGUAAGGUAUAUAUUGUGAUUAUUCCCCUUGUUAAAGUUUUUCCCGUC
Musa acuminata AAA Group (dessert banana) is the source of this 2315-nucleotide messenger RNA. Its product is annotated as O-fucosyltransferase 16. Bases 179 to 1969 code for a protein of 596 amino acids. Lineage: Eukaryota; Viridiplantae; Streptophyta; Magnoliopsida; Zingiberales; Musaceae. The record is from RefSeq and is a predicted model, not a curated record. The transcript has 10 exons.